Messenger RNA from Macrobrachium nipponense, 1425 nucleotides. Its product is annotated as beta-alanyl-bioamine nonribosomal peptide synthetase ebony-like. NCBI's taxonomy places the organism in Eukaryota, Metazoa, Arthropoda, Malacostraca, Decapoda, Palaemonidae. The transcript has 5 exons. Bases 1 to 675 code for a protein of 224 amino acids. The record is from RefSeq and is a predicted model, not a curated record.
AUGUUACGUGGACUACCAGAAUCAAAGAACAAAGUGAAUGACUUAUGGUCCAAAUUUACUGCAUGUAAGGGCGUCGACAAACACACUGUCAUCGAGAUCCUGGCGGAGUCAUUCACCACCAAGAAUCCAUUAGAUGUUGCCGUAGGUGUCCCCAAAGCUGCACACAGAUGUCUCCUCAACACACUCUGGCCACGACUAGUUCAAGAUGACCUUAGCUUCGUUGUGAAAGAUCCUCAGAGAGGGAUCUUAGGGGCGGUCAUCAAUACAGAUUUCUUCAACGAACCGCAGAUCCGUGUUCCACCAAGUAUGAGGGAAAUUGCUGCUUUGCAUGAGACAUUGGAAGAAGAGGCUCGUUAUACCUUAAAACAAGAGAAGAGGGGCCAGAGAUGGGUACAUAACUUAUUCCUGGCAACAAACAAUUGUUUAUCUGCCCAAGAUAAUGUAAGACUUGUGCUCCACCUGGAGAAGGAACUUCUGAGAGUAUCUCAAACAAGACAGUAUCAUGGUGUGUUUACCGUAAACUCAAAUCCUCUCAAUCAGAUGUUAUGUGAAAACUACUUAGGGUAUCGACGGCGAGGCACUGUGCGAGUGGCCUCCUUUUGGUAUGAGGGUCGACAGCCUUUUGGAAGACUUCCUCAUGACCUGCUCCUUGUGGCCAUGAUAAAAUCCCUUUGAAUGAAAGCAGUUCUCAUGACCUAGUAUUCUAACUGUUCUUAAGCUUCCCUCAUUCCUCCAUAUCUUCACUGUAUCGAACCUCUCUACUGCUUAGCAACCAUACAGUGUUUGUAUUAUGUUUGUGAUAUGUCUAUGACUGUGGUAGUGACUGUUAUCUGGAGUAAUAAUGUCACUGUGUCACGUGCCUCUGUAAUCAGCUGUUAUAAAUGUAUGAUAAGAGUACAUAGCAGAUGAAUAUAAAAGUACUUCAUACCAUAUAAAAAAAGUACUUGAUAAAUUUAGAACUUGGUAGUGCCAGUUGUAAAUAUGUAAUGUGUAGUUGUAAAUAUUAAAUUAAAAAUGUAUUUUACUGUAUUUUCCUAUUGAAAAGAUAAAUUAUAUAUAAAAGUUGGAAACCUUUGCUAAAAUACAGAACCUGAAUAAGUCCCAUAAUUAAUUGGCACGUUUUGAGGCUAAAUUGCAGUGUCAAAAUAGAACAUUUGUGAUCAUAAUGAUGCAAUCCUUGGGUAAUCAUUUUCCUUAAGAACAUACACUCUAAGAAUGUUUUAUUUAUCUCAUAUUUUAAGCUUAGCACAGUAUUUAAAGCAUACUGUUUUUCAGAAAGUGUCUGCCCAUGCCUCCAUGUUUCAUUGAUAAGUUAUUGCCAAGGUAUGAUUGGAACUACCGUACAUACAUACAGCAAAAGUUGUGUAGCAAUAUAAAUGCCAUCAUUGGAGGCUGAAAACUAGUCUUACAUUGUGUUCAAUUAUU